GUUUAGUUCGCCUGCAGUCGAUCGAGUACUGCAGUUUCUUACGCGCGGAUCUAACUCGCGAACACAAAAUAUCUUUUUUAUCCUUGCGCGACUGUUGUAUAAACGGUAAACUGCAGAACCGACAUGAGGAAAAUGUAUCUCAUCGGACACGUUACGAUUUUAUUCGCACUCUUCUCAUCGAUUCCCGUUUUUGGAUUUCCGGAUGGUGGGCCAGUGGAUGCGUGCGUGAAGCCACGACCUAAUCAACCCUACCAUGGUCAGGCACGAUCGCAGCCCUUAAACACAAGUCCUUACAAGAUACUAGCUUCGUCGUCACAAUAUAGCCCAGGCUCGCAAGUCACAGUCACCAUAGAAGGUGCCCCAUUCAAGGGAUUCUUCCUGCAGGCGCGUGAUACCAAUACGAACAAAUGGAUCGGAUCCUGGACGCGUACGCCAAACACGAAUAUACAUUCCGAGUGUAGUGCCGUGACGCAUGCAGAUCCGCGUGAUAAGGAGCAGGCCACCUUUAUCUGGAACGCACCGGCGAACGAACGUGGCAACGUUUAUUUCACGUACGUAUCACGCUUUCGUGUAGCGGAAGCAACCGCAUGGGAGAUUGCUUGCGACGAAGAAGGACGAUGUCGCAAGGAGAUAUGUCGCAAAUUACCGUUGUUGAGACUUGCAUUGUCCGUAUAA
Messenger RNA from Pogonomyrmex barbatus (red harvester ant), 675 nucleotides. Its product is annotated as putative defense protein 3. The record is from RefSeq and is a predicted model, not a curated record. NCBI's taxonomy places the organism in Eukaryota, Metazoa, Arthropoda, Insecta, Hymenoptera, Formicidae. Gene Ontology annotation, cellular component: membrane.